Molecule: messenger RNA, 693 nt
Organism: Lathyrus oleraceus (garden pea)
Lineage: Eukaryota; Viridiplantae; Streptophyta; Magnoliopsida; Fabales; Fabaceae
Exons: 2
Coding region: 1-693 (230 amino acids)
Source: RefSeq, a predicted model, not a curated record
AUGGCUGCCAGAUUGUCUCUGACAGAUUUGGAAAACACUCAGUUAGGAUAUGCUAACAAGGAAGAGUUUGAAGUACUGGUCAUUGAUACCUUAAUGGAUACAGAUUGGAGGAAUCCAAUUAUUAGUUAUCUCAAGGACCCUUCGAUAGAUACAAAAAGAAAAACCAAGUACAGGGCUUUAUCUUAUGUUUUGAUGGGGAAUGAAUUAUUCAAGAAAACCCCUGAGGGGAUCCUGUUGAAAUGUUUAGGAGAAAACGAGGUGUACUUAGCAUUAUCUAGUGUACAUAGUGGAGCCUUGAGAAUCCAAAGACAAGGAGAAAUUCCAUCUGACCUAUAUUGGGAAAUGAUGAUGAAUGAACUGGUUGAUUUGGACGAAGAAAGGUUACAUGCAUUAGAAGUAUUAAGAAGACAGAAGGAGAGGGUAGCAAGAGCAUACAAUAAGAGGGUCAAAGGUAAAACUUUCAUUAUGAAUGAUUUAGUUUGGAAAGUUAUAUUACCUAUGGAUCGAAAGAACAAAACAUUAGGAAAAUGGUCUCCACAUUGGGAAGGACAUUUUCGAAUUUUAAAAGCAUUUUCAAAUAAUGAAUACGAAAUAGAACAACUAGCAGAGGAUCGAAGAAUCCUAAAAGAAAACGGGAAAUACUUAAAGAAGUAUAAACCAUUUGUGCAUGAAGUUAAAAUCAUAACAACAUAG